AUGCAUCUAUCUAUCUAUCUAUCUAUCUAUCUAUCUAUCUAUCUAUCUAUCUAUCUAUCUAUCUAUCUAUCUCAGUCUGUUCAUUAUCUAUCUAUCUAUCUAUCUAUCUAUCUAUCUAUCUAUCUAUCUAUCUGCCAAUUGGUCCGUUUCACUCGGUUUGUUCAUAUAUCUACAUCAAGCCGUUUCACUCCCUAUAUAUUCAGUGUUUAUUUAAGUUUUCUUUCUUUCUUUCUUUUUUCUUUCUUUCUUUCUUUCUUUCUUUCUUUCUUUCUUUCUUUCUUUCUUCAAUCUCCGCUUACCACACUUUCUGAUCACUAUAUCUCUCUUUAUUCCUUUCUCUUUACUUCUAUCCAUAGAUCUGUACUCCAUUUUCAAUCGCCUAGAAUCCAUCCAUCCAUCCAUCUAUCUAUCUAUCUAUCUAUCUAUCUAUCUAUCUAUCUAUCUAUCUAUCUAUCUAUCUUUUGUCCAUUUUACUCCGUUUUUUUCAAUCAUAGAUCUCGGUCGAACCCUGUUUCAUUCACAGCCGGUAUAAAUUUGCAUUUUUCUUACUCUCUCUCUUUUUCCCCUACUCUGCCUGUCGGUCUGUCUCUCUCUCUCUCUCGACAUUUUUCUUCUCUAUUAAAUUUGUUUUUUUGUUACUUUUUCCUACUCGCUUCGAUGCUUGCUUGCUGUUUUUUUUUCUGGUCUCCAAUGCCUUUCAUUUUUAUCGAUCUUUGUCGACAUUCCGUUUUCUUUACUUCUAUCUGUACCUCUACCUUUUCUCCCCCCCUCUCUCUCUCUCUCAUUGUGUCUGUCUGUAUGUCUAUCUCGGAUUCUUCGGAAGUUUCCGACAUCUCCCGUGAGGUACGGAAAAGCGAAGAAAAAAUCGAAAAAUAA
This is a messenger RNA of Acanthosepion pharaonis, 876 nucleotides long. Lineage: Eukaryota; Metazoa; Mollusca; Cephalopoda; Sepiida; Sepiidae. The record is from the annotation of a GenBank genome assembly.